AUGCCGUCUGCUACUGUUGACCAGGCACUCGCGAUCUAUUCCAAAGGCACCAAAGCCUGGUUUACUGAUGAACAAGAAGGUUGGGUCUCAGCCUCCGUCAACACGAUCGAGACAACCGACACUCACGUCAAGAUCACUUUUAUCAAUGACACGGAUGAAACCAAGGAACAUGUAUUCGAAUCGACAUUGGCUGCCCUGGAGAAAAACAAUGCUGCCAACCUGCCACCACUACGAAACCCUCCAAAGAUGGAGAGUGAAGACGACUUGACCAAUCUCAGUCAUCUCAAUGAGCCAUCAGUACUACAUACUAUCCGCACACGUUAUGGACAGCGUCAAAUCUACACCUAUUCGGGCAUUGUCUUGAUUGCAACCAAUCCUUUUGCGCGUGUCUCCUUGUAUGAACCUGAAGUCAUUCAAAAGUAUUCUGGAAGACGACGAGGCGAAUUGGAACCCCAUUUGUUUGCUAUUGCUGAGGAUGCUUAUCGUUGCAUGAUCCGUGAACAAUCCAAUCAAACUAUCAUUGUAUCAGGAGAAAGUGGUGCAGGAAAGACUGUCAGUGCAAAGUACAUUAUGCGUUAUUUUGCAACUGCUGAUGAUAAGGAGACGGUCGGCAAGAAGGCAAAGGGUUCUGAAGGAGCCAUGACGGAGGUAGAGGAGCAAAUCCUUGCCACCAAUCCUAUCAUGGAGGCCUUUGGCAACGCAAAGACGACAAGAAAUGACAACAGUUCCCGCUUUGGUAAAUACAUUGAGAUUCAAUUUGACAAGCAGUGCAACAUUGUCGGCGCCAAAAUUCGUACCUAUCUCUUGGAACGAUCACGCUUGAUUUUCCAGCCUGAGACAGAACGCAACUAUCACAUCUUUUAUCAAUUGUGUUCUGGUGCAUCCGCUGAGGAACGAGAAAAGCUUGGAUUGGCUGAAUGGUCCACUUUCCAUUAUCUCAAUCAAAGUGGGACUGGCGAAAUCAAUGGUGUGGACGACACUGAAGAAUUCAAUAUCACUCGCAAAUCGCUAUCCAUGAUCGGUGUCAGUGAUGAUACUCAACAACAAAUCUUCCGCCUUUUGGCUGCAUUGUUGCAUCUCGGCAAUAUUGAAAUUGGUGGACGUGGUGAUGCCAUGGUCUCCGAUAGUGAUGCUGCUAUGAAAUUGACAACACAACUCCUGGGUAUCAACACCAAUGAAUUCCGCAAAUGGAUUGUACGCAAGCAAAUCAGCACCCGAUCUGAAAAGAUUAUGACCAACUUGAGCCCACAACAAGCACAAGUGGUCAGAGAUUCCAUGGCCAAAUAUAUUUACAGCAACUUGUUCGAUUGGCUUGUCAGCAUUGUGAAUGAAAGUUUGGCAUGUCGUGAAGACCCUGAUCGUGUUGCUACGUUUAUUGGUGUCUUGGAUAUUUACGGCUUUGAGCACUUUAAGAAGAACUCGUUCGAGCAAUUCUGUAUCAACUAUGCAAACGAGAAAUUGCAACAACAGUUUAAUCAACACGUCUUCAAGCUUGAGCAAGAGGAAUAUGUGCGGGAGAACAUUGAUUGGAAGUUUAUCGAGUUCAGCGACAAUCAAAAGUGUAUCGAGAUGAUUGAAGCCAAGAUGGGUAUCCUUUCCCUAUUGGACGAGGAAUCUCGCCUUCCAUCUGGUUCCGAUCAAGGAUUCUGUAACAAGCUUUAUUCUACCUUUGGCACUCCCACCUAUCAGAGCUACUUUAAGAAGCCUCGUUUCUCCAACAAUGCAUUCACCGUCGUCCACUACGCCCAUGACGUGCAAUAUGAAGCAGAAGGCUUUAUGGACAAGAACAAGGACACUGUGCCCGAAGAGCAUCUUACUCUUUUGCAAAACUCUGAAUUUGAAUUCUUGGCUACCAUGAUUCAGCAAGCCAAUACCAGUCCUAAUGGAAGCCCCAGCCCAAGCAACAGCCUGACCGACAACAGCCGUAAGGCCUCAAGCACUGCCAAGAAACCAACCUUGGGUUCAAUGUUCAAGCUUUCCUUGAUCAAUCUUAUGGAUACCAUUGCCCAAACCAAUGUACAUUAUAUUCGCUGUAUCAAGCCUAAUGAAGCCAAGGAAGCCUGGAUCUUUGAGCCGAGUAUGGUACUUUCUCAGCUUCGUGCCUGUGGUGUUUUGGAGACUAUCAGAAUCAGUUGUGCAGGUUAUCCUACGCGAUGGACUUUUGAAGAAUUUGCUGAUCGCUACUAUGCACUCGUUGACGCACAAUACUGGUAUCCUAAAAAGGACCGUGACACUCGCAAAUUGUGCUCAGCUAUUGUUGACACGCACAUUAAUGACCCUGACAAAUAUCAAGUGGGUCUCACCAAGAUCUUUUUCCGUGCUGGCCAGCUUGCGUAUAUGGAAAAGUUGCGUACGGAUCGCUUGGGAGAGGUGGCAACUUAUUUGCAAAAGAACAUUCGCCGUUUCCUUGCCAGAAAGCGUUAUCUUCGAACCAUUGAGCUUAUUACUCGCCUUCAGCAAAUUGCUCGUACCAAGGCCGCCAAAUGUGAAAUGGAACGCCUCCGUCAGGAACGUGCCGCUACCAUUAUCCAGACCUAUUGGCGUUGUUAUGCUGCUCGCAAGUGGUACUUGAAACAACGUGCUACUAUCAUCCAGAUCCAAGCAGCAGCACGUGGCCUUGUGGGUCGUAAGCAUUUUGGCCAAAUCCGUCAACACAAUGCAGCCACUCAAAUCCAAAAGAUUGUUCGUGGUUGGUUUGCACGUCGACAAUACCAAACCCAACGCAACCAUAUUGUUCGUAUUCAAACAUGUGUUCGCCGUCGCAAUGCUCGUAAGCAACUUGUGGUGAUGCGAGCUGAAGCACGUUCCGUCAGCCAUUUCAAGGAAGUGUCCUAUAAGCUUGAAACCAAGGUCAACGAGCUUACACAAAACUUGGCUCAACAAAAGGAGGACAAGGCACGCUUAAGAACCAAGGCAACGGAGCUUGAAACCCAUGUGCGUUCAUGGAUUUCGAAAUACGAUGAUUUGGAUGAGAGAGCCAAGAACCUAUCCAAGGUGAUUGAUAAGCCAGGUGCUGAUAGUGAUCAAUGGAGUUCCUUGCACCAGCAACGUGAUGCUCUCAAGAACGAGUAUAUGACAUCCUUGAACAAGAUCAAGUUGCAGGACAAGGAGAUUGCUCGAUUGACGGAGGAGUUGUCCCGUCAAAAGGAGGAAAUUGCUCAAUUGAAACAGGUUUCCACGGAUACCGCACAAAAGCCCUUGGAUGAUACUGGCAUGGCUGAACUCAAGAAGCAAAUUGCAUCACUCAAAACGCAACUAUCACAAACCCUUGGUUCACCCCGUAAACAUCAGCAACAACAACUACAACAACAACAAACCGUCACCAAAGCAACCACCAACAAUACUUCACGUAAUCGUCGUCGUCAUAGCGCACGUCGUCUCAGUGCUACUCCUGAUGCAAGUCAAGCGGCAAAGACUCCCAACGCUGAUCCAAAUGACCCACUGUAUACCCUGCUUCAAGAAGAAGCUUUGUUGCAAGAGGAUAUCCUUGAUGGACUUAUCCGCACUUUUAAGAUUCCAGAAUCCACUGUGGAGCAACCAUUGUCGCUCAAAGACAAGACACUUCCAGCUCGUAUCCUAGGAUUUUCUAUUCUUCGAAUGUGGAAGCGUGGCUACCUUGCUGAAUCAGAACGAUGGUUGUACGCUAUCAUGGAAACCAUUGAAAGACACUGCCAGAGUUUUGCUGGUGAAGAAGCGAAUGUCCCUUGUGUUUAUUGGCUUAUCAACACGCACGAGCUCAUGUCCAUCAUCAUGGCUGCUGAAGGUGAUUUGCAACAAUCGACGCAAGCUGAUUCUCAACCCCGAUGGCACGACCUCGAAAAAAUCAUUGCCACCACAAAAUACGAGUUGCAGUGUGUGCAAGAUUGCGUAUACAAUCAUUGGGUGGGUGAGCUCAAGAAACAGUUACAUCGUCUUGUGAUUCCAUCCUUGAUUGAGAGCCAAACAUUGCCUGGUUUUGUCACCAAUAGCAGCAGCAUCGCUGGUCAGCCUGCUCCUGUCACCAUGGAUGAUCUCUUGUCGGUGCUCAACAAGGCCCAUUCCAUUAUGCAAGCCUAUGCUGUAGAACCCUUGGUAGCAGAACAAGCCAUGAACGAGCUUGUAAAGUACAUUGAAGUCACCGCCUUUAAUGACAUUGUCAUGCGUCGUAACUUUAACUCUUGGAAACGAGCGAUGCAAAUCCAGCUCAAUAUCAAGACAUUGGAAGACUGGUGCCGUGAACAUGACAUGGGCGACGUUACUUUGCAACUCGAACACCUUACACAAGCAACCAAGUUGCUGCAGUUGAAGAAAUCUACCGUGGAGGACCUUAAAAGGAUCAAUGGUGUCUGCUGGAUUUUAACGCCUGCACAAGUACACAAGCUCUUGCAGAGCUACAUGGCUGCUGAUUACGAGGAACCUAUUGGUCAAGAUGUAUUGAGGACAGCCCUUUCACGCACAGGUGAAAAGAAGGAUGUGCUAUUGGAAUCCGUGCCUUUAGACGAUGCCUUGUAUGAAAUUCCUGCUCCUAACCCUGAUGCCACUGCAGAUGCCUAUAUCCCUGAUGAUCUCCAACUUGCACGGCUCAAGCAACUUGUCACUACUCUUUCCAAUUAA
Molecule: messenger RNA, 4593 nt
Organism: Lichtheimia ornata
Lineage: Eukaryota; Fungi; Mucoromycota; Mucoromycetes; Mucorales; Lichtheimiaceae
Exons: 17
Coding region: 1-4593 (1530 amino acids)
Biological process (GO): vesicle transport along actin filament; actin filament organization
Cellular component (GO): myosin complex; actin cytoskeleton; cytoplasm
Molecular function (GO): actin filament binding; ATP binding; microfilament motor activity
Source: RefSeq, a predicted model, not a curated record